Messenger RNA from Vicia faba (fava bean), 870 nucleotides. NCBI's taxonomy places the organism in Eukaryota, Viridiplantae, Streptophyta, Magnoliopsida, Fabales, Fabaceae. The record is from the annotation of a GenBank genome assembly.
AUGUUGCAAAAGAAAGCUAUGGCUAUUGAGAAGAAGAUCAAUGCAUAUAUGCAACAGUUGAAAACAAUGGAAAAGAAAUUUGAUCCAUUACCUCAUUUUACUUUGCAUAGAGUGUUAUCUCAAAUUUCUCCACAAUUUUAUACUAAAGAUGAGUUAACCCAAAUUGAAAAAAUCAAUCACAUUUUGAGUGAAGAAACAAAUCUCUCUCUUAUUUCACAAAGUAAUGUGAAAAAAGUAGAAGUCAAUGAUGAAAAAAGUUGUUGUCCAAGUAAUAAAGAUAUCAUCUUUGAUGAAGGUAGAAGAGUGAAACCAAAAUCAGCAAUUAGGAGGAAACCAAUAAUUCACAAAAAAGAAAUUUUGUUGUCACCGCCACCAGAAUUGCCUAGUCAUGUUAAUGACAUGAUCAAAGUGUUGAAUGGUAGUGAUAUUAAAUAUAUCAUGUGUAAGGAAUUGUUUAAGUCAGAUCUCAACAAUAAUCUCAAUCGUCUUUCAAUGCCAAUUACACAAAUCAAAUCUGAUUUCCUCACAGAAAUAGAAAAGGCAACCUUGGAAACAAGGGAUCAAGAAGAAAAACCGAUUGGUAUAAAAGUGACUGUGUUAGAUCCUUGUUUUAACGAAUUCUCGUUGUUUUUGAAGAAGUGGAACAUGAAGACUACUAGCAUUUAUAUUCUUCAUCAAGAUUGGACACAUGUUUUGUUGGAGAAUAAAUUUAAAGAAAAUCAAAAACUUGACAUUUGGUCAUUUAGGGUUAAUGAAAAGUUAUACCUUUUACUCAAUAGCAAUGAGUCACAAGAAAUUGAAGAAAGUAAAGAGCUGAAGAAUUCAACUGUGGUUUCGAAAACGAAGAAGAAUGAAGAUGCUAAAGAGUGA